GCCAAACGGCUCGCAUUCGAACCGGAGAUAGAUCCCAUUUCUGAAAUUUCAAAUGCCGCUGGAAUUCCCGUCCUCUCUCAUCCAUCAGAUCCAGAUCCGACUCCGGUCCGAAGCAGGCAUCCCAUCCUACGAUCCCGACCGUCCGUCCCUCAACCUCCCGUCCCUAGAUGAAGCGAUUGCCGAAUUCGAUCCUUCGCCUCCUUAUCUUCGUUGCAGCCAAUGCCGUGGACGGCUCCUCAGAGGCAUCCAGUCUAUGAUCUGCGUCUACUGCGGCUCUGAACAGCGGAGAGACGGACCGCUACCGUCCGUCUCAUUCAAUUCCACCUUCGGCUUCCGGAAACUGCUUGAAUCUCUUGAAGUAGAUGGAUCGGAGCCUGUGGUUUUGGGCGCUGCAACCAGUGAAUCAAGUGGAGGCCGAAAUGCAUCAAAGGACAAGUUGGUCUUGUCUGAUUUGUUAGAUGUAGAGAUAAGGUGGCCUGAGGCCUCUGGCGAAAUUCAGAAUAGCAUCAUGAGUAAGGCACCAAAUACAAGCAACCGUUCUUUGAACUUGGCAGGAGUUGAUCUCGAUAACUUUUUCUCGAAUGCAAUGACAGAUGUGGCUACAGGUGCAGCUGAGGAAUAUUUAAUACGCACUGAACAGAUCAAAAGUACAGAAAUCCAUACAUCUUCAUAUCAGGAGAGUGUUAGUAUGUUUCCGAAUUUUCAGUCUUCAGAUAUGGCUGUGAACUCGGCUGAGACUUCAGGUGGUAAGAUGGGUGACUCUUUUUCUGUUUGGGAGGCUGAGUUCCAAUCUGCCAGUUCGGGAACUCUUCCUGUAGACUUGAAAUCAGCUGAACCGUUUGUGGGUUCAUCUCCAAUUGAUCUUACUAGGUCUGUUGAGGCAGUUGCUGCUGCAUCUGAUUCAGGCAUAGAUAUGACAUUCCAAAUCAGCAACCAAAGUAAUGAUGGGGAAUUUAAAAAUAAUCCAGAUCAGCUUUCAUCCAUGAAUGAUGAUGACUGGGAUCAAGAUGAUAUAUGGCACACAGGCGAUGCAAAGGUAUCUAGCAAGACAGGGCAGGCUGAGUUCCAAUCUGCCAGUUCUGGAACUCCUGUAGACUUGAAAUCAGAUGAACCAGUUGUGGGUUCAUCUCCAAUUGAUCUUACUAGGUCUGUUGAGGCAGUUGCUGCUGCAUCUGAUUCAGGCAUAGAUAUGAAAUUCCAAAUCAGUAACCAAAGCAAUAAUGGAGAAUUUAAAAAUAACCCAGAUCAGCUUUCAUCCAUGAAUGAUGACGACUGGGGUCAAGAUGAUAUAUGGCACACAGGCGAUGAAAAGGUAUCUAGCAAGACAGGGCAGGCUGAGUUCCAAUCUGCCAGUUCUGGAACUCCUCCUGUAGACUUGAAAUCAGCUGAUCCGUUUGUGGGUUCAUCUCCAAUUGAUCUUACUAGGUCUGUUGAGGCAGUUGCUGCCACAUCUGAUUUGGGCAUAGAUAUGAAAUUCCAAACCAGCAACCAAAGUAAUGAUGGGGAAUUUAAAAAUAAUCCAGAUCAGCCUUCAUCCAUGAAUGACGAUGACUGGGGUCAAGAUGAUAUAUGGCACACAGGCGAUGCAAAGGUAUCUAGCAAGACAGGGCAGUUUGAAAUCAACAGCAGGGCCAGUGAUGGAGAAUUGAAGAAUGAGUCGAUUAAUACAUCUGUAAGUGACGACUGGAUUCAAGAUGAUCUGUGGAAGAGCGGCAGCACAAGUGUAACUACAAAUGCUGAGAAAACUAAAGAAAAUCGUGAUUCGUUUGACAUUUGGCAAGAUUUUGCUAGCUCAGGAAAUGCACCAGAUCCUUUUGCGAAUUCAUGGCCACAAACUGGUGCCAGUAAUAUAGUUACCAAUGGAAAUGCUCUAGAAAAGGAUUUCAUGAGUGUACAUGAUGAUUUGGAAGAAAUGGACUUUGGUGGCUUUGUCCAAUCAGAUACCAUUGCAGGAACGUCAAGCAUUCAGAAAGGUUCUACUGAUGCAAAUACUAUGCAGUCGGAAAAUUCCCCUUUGGACAGGAUGGAGGGCAAGGAUGGUAUUACUGGCUUGGACACUGAAUCUCAAGUCGUAGUUGUCAAUGGUAAGAAUCUCACUGCUAGCAGAUCAGCCCCAUCCACCGAUGCCAAUGUAGAGAUGUUGAUAUCACAGAUGCCCGACCUUUCCUACAUGCUUGAGAGUAAUCUUUCUAUUCCACCAAAAGCCAAAGGUACCGACUUGAUUUUGUGAACUUAGAUUAUUCUUUUGAGAUUUUAAUGUUUUGUUCAUAGUUAGAUAUGCAUUCCAAUAUCCGAUCUGUACCAUGUUCUUUCUGAUUGAUUUGCAUAAAGUAAAUUGUUUCACUA
Messenger RNA from Magnolia sinica, 2346 nucleotides. RefSeq lists its product as uncharacterized. The record is from RefSeq and is a predicted model, not a curated record. The coding region runs from base 53 to 2230 and encodes 725 amino acids. The transcript has 3 exons. NCBI's taxonomy places the organism in Eukaryota, Viridiplantae, Streptophyta, Magnoliopsida, Magnoliales, Magnoliaceae.